Molecule: messenger RNA, 4140 nt
Organism: Lynx canadensis (Canada lynx)
Lineage: Eukaryota; Metazoa; Chordata; Mammalia; Carnivora; Felidae
Gene: PCDH10
Product: protocadherin 10
Exons: 5
Coding region: 449-3571 (1040 amino acids)
Biological process (GO): homophilic cell-cell adhesion
Cellular component (GO): plasma membrane
Molecular function (GO): calcium ion binding
Source: RefSeq, a predicted model, not a curated record
CCUCCUCCUCCUCCCCCUCCUUCUUUUCCUCCUCCUCCUUCUCCUCCCAUCAGCAAGAAGACAAACCGAGGACAGUCUUGAAAUAUCGAAAUUUCCUCCUUGGGAUUUGCCAGCGCCGCGUUGCGCCAAGACUGUCGGAAUAAAGGACGCUGACUAUUGUAUUAUUAUUUUAUUAAUUGGUCAGUGGGAAGAUUACCGAUGAGGAAAGGGGACGCCUGUCACCCUUCCUGCGCUAAGAUUGAAAAAUGAGGCUGAGUUGGGGGAAGCCCUAAAAUGAAGCAAAAGGAAUAAGAUUUUUCAGGACAGAAAGCCACAGGAGCCCCCCAGACAGCGCACUUUUAUUUGUUUUUUUUUUUUUUUAAGAUUUUUUUUUUUUUUUUUCGUGGUGGUGGGGGAGGUGAUUGGGUGGCUGACUGGCUGCGGGAAGCUGCUUCCUUUCCCUUUGGAGAUGAUUGUGCUAUUAUUCUUUGCCUUGCUCUGGAUGGUGGAAGGAGUCUUUUCCCAGCUUCACUACACAGUGCAGGAGGAGCAGGAACAUGGCACUUUCGUGGGGAAUAUCGCUGAAGAUCUGGGCUUGGACAUUACAAAACUUUCAGCUCGCAGGUUUCAAACGGUGCCCAACUCGCGGACCCCUUACUUGGACCUCAACCUGGAGACCGGGGUGCUGUACGUAAACGAGAAGAUCGACCGCGAGCAAAUCUGCAAGCAGAGCCCGUCCUGCGUCCUGCACCUGGAGGUCUUCCUGGAGAACCCCCUCGAGCUCUUCCGUGUGGAGAUCGAAGUGCUGGACAUCAAUGACAACCCCCCCUCCUUCCCGGAGCCGGACCUGACUGUGGAGAUCUCUGAGAGCGCCACGCCGGGCACCCGCUUCCCGCUGGAGAGCGCAUUCGACCCAGACGUGGGCACCAACUCCUUGCGCGACUACGAGAUCACCCCCAACAGCUACUUCUCCCUGGACGUGCAGACCCAGGGGGAUGGCAACCGAUUCGCCGAGCUGGUGCUGGAGAAGCCGCUGGACCGAGAGCAGCAAGCGGUGCACCGCUACGUGCUGACCGCGGUGGACGGGGGAGGAGGGGGAGGAGGAGGAGAAGGAGGGGGAGGCGGCGGGGGAGGGGGCCUGCCCCCCCAACAGCAGCGCACCGGCACUGCCCUACUCACCAUCCGAGUGCUGGACUCCAACGACAACGUCCCCGCCUUCGACCAACCCGUCUACACUGUGUCUCUACCAGAGAACUCGCCGCCGGGCACGCUCGUAAUCCAGCUCAACGCCACAGACCCAGAUGAGGGCCAGAAUGGCGAAGUCGUGUAUUCCUUCAGCAGCCACAUUUCGCCCCGGGCGCGGGAGCUCUUUGGACUCUCCCCGCGCACUGGCCGGCUGGAGGUGAGCGGAGAGCUAGACUAUGAAGAGAGCCCGGUGUACCAAGUGUACGUACAAGCCAAGGACCUGGGCCCCAACGCGGUGCCCGCGCACUGCAAGGUGCUUGUGCGAGUACUGGAUGCUAACGACAACGCUCCGGAGAUCAGCUUCAGCACGGUGAAGGAGGCGGUGAGCGAGGGCGCGGCGCCCGGGACCGUGGUGGCCCUGUUCAGCGUGACCGACCGCGACUCCGAGGAGAAUGGGCAGGUGCAGUGCGAGCUGCUGGGGGAUGUGCCGUUCCGCCUCAAGUCUUCCUUCAAGAACUACUAUACGAUCGUGACCGAAGCCCCCCUGGACCGAGAGGCCGGGGACUCGUACACCCUGACCGUUGUGGCUCGGGACCGGGGCGAGCCGGCGCUCUCCACCAGUAAGUCGAUCCAGGUGCAAGUGUCAGAUGUGAACGACAACGCACCGCGGUUUAGCCAGCCGGUCUACGACGUGUAUGUGACCGAGAACAACGUGCCCGGCGCCUAUAUCUACGCGGUAAGCGCCACAGACCGCGACGAGGGCGCCAACGCCCAGCUAGCCUACUCUAUCCUCGAGUGCCAGAUCCAGGGCAUGAGCGUCUUCACUUACGUGUCCAUCAACUCUGAGAACGGCUACUUGUACGCCCUGCGCUCCUUCGAUUACGAGCAGCUCAAGGACUUCAGCUUCCAGGUGGAAGCUCGGGACGCCGGCAGCCCCCAGGCUCUGGCCGGUAACGCCACCGUCAACAUCCUCAUCGUGGACCAGAACGACAACGCCCCUGCCAUCGUGGCGCCCCUGCCUGGGCGCAACGGGACUCCAGCGCGGGAGGUGCUGCCCCGGUCGGCGGAGCCAGGCUACCUGCUGACCCGCGUGGCCGCAGUGGACGCAGACGACGGCGAGAACGCCCGGCUCACCUACAGCAUUGUGCGGGGCAACGAAAUGAACCUCUUCCGCAUGGACUGGCGCACGGGGGAACUCCGCACCGCGCGCCGGGUGCCGGCCAAGCGCGACCCCCAGCGGCCUUACGAGCUGGUGAUCGAGGUGCGCGACCACGGGCAGCCGCCCCUGUCCUCCACUGCCACACUGGUGGUGCAGCUGGUGGAUGGAGCCGUGGAGCCCCAGGGAGGGGGCGGGGGCGGUAGCGGGGGGUCAGGGGAGCAUCAGCGCCCCAGCCGCUCCGGCGGCGCGGAGACCUCGCUGGACCUCACCCUCAUCCUCAUCAUUGCGCUGGGCUCGGUGUCUUUCAUAUUCCUGCUAGCCAUGAUCGUGCUUGCCGUGCGUUGCCAAAAAGAGAAGAAGCUGAACAUCUACACCUGUCUGGCCAGUGACUGCUGCCUCUGCUGCUGCUGCUGUGGCGGUGGGGGCUCGACCUGCUGCGGCCGCCAAGCCCGGGCGCGCAAGAAAAAACUCAGCAAGUCGGACAUCAUGCUGGUGCAAAGCUCCAACGUACCCAGUAACCCGGCCCAAGUGCCGGUGGAGGAGUCCGGGGGCUUUGGCUCCCACCACCACAACCAGAAUUACUGCUACCAGGUCUGCCUGACCCCUGAGUCCGCCAAGACCGACCUGAUGUUCCUUAAGCCCUGCAGCCCAUCGCGGAGUACGGACACUGAGCACAACCCCUGCGGGGCCAUCGUCACCGGCUACACAGACCAGCAGCCCGACAUCAUCUCCAACGGAAGCAUUUUGUCCAACGAGACUAAACACCAGCGAGCAGAGCUCAGCUAUCUAGUUGACAGACCUCGCCGAGUUAACAGUUCUGCAUUCCAGGAAGCCGACAUAGUAAGCUCUAAGGACAGUGGUCAUGGAGACAGUGAACAAGGAGAUAGUGAUCACGAUGCCACCAACCGCGGCCAGUCAGCUGGCAUGGAUCUCUUCUCCAACUGUACUGAGGAAUGUAAAGCGCUGGGCCAUUCAGAUCGGUGCUGGAUGCCUUCUUUUGUCCCCGCGGAUGGACGCCAGGCUGCGGAUUAUCGCAGCAAUCUGCAUGUUCCUGGCAUGGACUCUGUUCCAGACACUGAGGUGUUUGAAACUCCAGAAGCCCAGCCUGGGGCGGAGAGGUCUUUCUCCACCUUUGGCAAAGAGAAGGCCCUUCACAGCACCCUGGAGAGGAAGGAGCUGGAUGGACUGCUGUCUAAUACACGAGCGCCUUACAAACCACCAUAUUUGACACGGAAAAGGAUAUGCUAGUCAAUUCUACAGGAUUUACCUGAAGCAGCAUGAUUUGCACAAAGUCGACCAACAAAAGCAUCAACUUUUCAACUUCAUUAUCUUGGCCAUCAGUUAGUUGUGUGUAACCGAGUACUAGAUUGCCGGCGGAGUCAUCGUGGCCAAUUAUAGGACCUAAUUGCUCUCAGCAGGCCUGAGAAAUGAGUUGAAAUGUGCAGAACUGUAGAAACUUUAGAGGCAACUGCUUUUGCCUCUCCGAUCAGUGUGUGCCUGUUUACAGCACUAUAUAUCUUUCUCUCUCCAAAUGUCACUGAGCCCUUUACAUGUUUAUAUUCACCACGAGAAGCCAGUCAUAAAGAUAAAGGAAAUUUGUGCAUUAUAAAUGCAAUAUCACUGUUUUAAACUUGACUGUUUUAUAUUCUUUUUGUGUGAUCAAGUGUUCCCCGAACUAUUCCAACUUUACAAGACAGAUUGUGAUUAUGUUCUUUUCACCUGUGGGUUAUAAAAAAUGUUGUAUUCUGAAGACCCACAAAAUAUCAAAGACAUUCUGUAGUUUAUACACCGUGUUGCAAAGUGUUUACUGUACUAUU